This is a messenger RNA of Spirometra erinaceieuropaei, 6738 nucleotides long. The record is from the annotation of a GenBank genome assembly. NCBI's taxonomy places the organism in Eukaryota, Metazoa, Platyhelminthes, Cestoda, Diphyllobothriidea, Diphyllobothriidae.
AUGAACCUCGACCCAGCGGAUCUUCAGCCGACAGAUAAGGCAAUUGAAAAUGCAAAAGCUCUUUUGUCAUCCGUAAAAUGUGGCCCAAAGGAGAAUUUGUAAGCUUUUGUGGUUUAAUUUAGUGAAUUCAGAUAUGAGCAAAUGGUUUCACUGUUGAAACACCUGCUAAAGUUUAAGAGCGAAUGUGGACCUUCAAACAUGGAUCACUUCACCAAUCUUGUACAAUUUUCUCAUAUCGAGCAAAAAGAUAGGGUAAAGGAAUUCAAGGAGAAAGCUGACGAAGUUUUCUUUGCUGAAAUAUUCCAAACAAUUUACAACGAGGUAAUGACAAUUAAGUAACAAAUGAGCAAUAAAAUAUAUCAGGUGAUAUCAGAGAGGCAUAUCCACACGCCUUUUAAGUCAAAGGAACCCGAUCUGAUUCACUUGAAUCAUAUUCUUAACAAUGCGGAAACAGGUAUCAUCUACCUAUUUAAAUAACGUUAUUUUAGGAUUUUCAACGGACGAAAGCAUACUUCUUUCAAUGCAUUUCCAAAAAUUGCUGAACAAGUACCCAUCGGAACACAUUCGAUUUUGGGGGAAAAUUUUUGGCUUUAAGAGAUCUUAUUAUAUCGCUGAAGCCCAGGAUUUUCAGGCGUGGCCUGUUGGAGAUGAAAAUUCGGACGUCCUUCAGACAUCAAAAACAAAAUCUCGGAAUGAGUUAAUAGACAUGUUGGAUUUUGAUGAGAAUGGAUUUCCGAUAGAGGGCCCGCCAAAGCCAUUAUGGAAACCACCACCGACUGUUCCGGUUGAAGCUCCAGGUCAAGGAGCAAAUAAGCAUGCAUACUUUGUGUUGAGCGAGUUUGGGUCCGACUGGGAACUAUUGCCCGCAGUGGAACCUGAGCAGGUAGUCAAAACUUGAUCAGCUAAUCCACCAUCUAUUUUAACUUACCGUGCAUUUAUAAAUACUGCCAGUCAGAAGUACCGAAAAGUGAAUGCUAUUGUGUGAACAUUUAUACACGAACGCGAACAAAGGUUCACCUUUGUUCGCGUUCGUGUAUAACCUAUUCCUGAAAUUCGCUCAUUCGGAUUAACGAAUUUCAGGAAUAGUUUAAGCCAGGAUGAUAUAAACUUAUCAAAAUCCGAAAGCCUUUGUCAAGUUUGGGCUUCUAAAUCUAUCAGAGAUGAGUACAAUAACGACAACUGAGUUUUGGGGUCACUAUUCAAUCAACUGCCUGUUAAGCAAAUCUCAGCGGAUGCACAGACCUCAAUAAACUCUAACCAAACAGUAUUUAUAGCAAAACAGUUAUAUUAGCGACCGGGAGAUUGAAUUUGCAAAUUAUUUCGAAAUUUAUGACACUUCGUUUUGAUAAUUCGUCGUCUUGUCACACAUCUAACUUGCACAUAUGUACGUAGGAUGUUUGUUUGCGUCCAGCCUGGUCUGAACGAUUACAGUGACAACCUAGGUAUAAAAUUUGAGCGAUCAAAUUGUUUAUUGGUUAAGUGUAAUGGCUUUCAAGACUGCUGCACAUGACAGCGCUAAACUGGUACUUCUAGUCUGCCGAGUGUGUGUUUGGUCGCGUAUAAAACUUGAUUGCUAUAUAACGAUGUAUGCAGUGUCUAAGAUGUGGUUUCUGUAUAGGUAAUUCUGGGAAGUGCAUGCGGUCGUCGGUUGCUAAUAUCCGUCAGAUACCAAUUAUGUCCAAAUAUGUAAUGAAAAAUUUGGCUUUCACGUGCUUUUUCGAGUUGCAACAAAAGUUUUAAUCAUUUAAACGGCAGUCACAUAUAACCUUGUCUAAGGACAUGGGAUGGGUGCUGCAAAAUUUAAAAUUUUCUUUGCUGUCUACGAUUUUUUAACUAGAACUUUUCUCGGAAAGGCAUGACUUCUCAAAUAACUAACGAAAGGAUUUUCGGUGCACUCUACAAUUGGUCCGUUGUCACAAAAUUAAUAUUGAAGAGAAUUUCAAAAAUAAAUAAAUUGGAUAUGAAGAACGAUACGGACUUUGAGACCCCUUCUCAUUUGAAUCGCUUUGUCUUUUAUCACCUCCAUUUUUCGCAAACUAUUGCAUUCCCCUCCAAAAAAACAAAAAGAUUGGCUACUUGCAGCGCUUUGUUGACAUUACUAUAGGCUGUAAAUUUAGAGUUUAAUAAGGUCUAUGAAAAACCACGGAUGCUGCUGCGGUCACUUGAGUCCAUUUUGGUGAGUAAUUCCGUCCUCUUGUGCACACGAGGACGGUUACUGAUUCAAUUGAAAAUACUAUUCGUGGAGACCAAGUUUAGCGAAUAAUUUGAUACGACUUUGUAGGUCAAGUGACUCCUCAGCUGCUCUUUAUAAAGAGCAAGGUAUCCACUUUAAAGCCUUCUAGUUUAAAAAUCAGGUAAAACGCAGAAUGCUGACACAUAAAAGACAAGUGAGUAUCAAACAACAUUCGGCUACUACAUGUGUGAGUUUUACGCAGCAGUCAAUUACCUUCAGUUUCCACAAUUAUAUACCGGGCCUUUAUGCAACCUUGUAUCUACUUCAUCUUUUAAAUAGUCUCUAGCUGCUUAAGGAACUCCGACUCCUCAGCCUAGAUAUUUAAGUGUUAGGGUGCCGGAUACUGUGCAUCUGUCUGUUCAUUUGCGGGACCGAAAGUUUCGAAUUGCGGUUUUUAAUGUUGGGAUUGUUUUUCCUCAAGUGGCUUCGAUUAAAAAAUUUCCUACGAUUUGCAGCGUUUUGACUUUGCUUGUCGCUUCAGUGCAACAUUUUUUCGCUGAACCAGUUAUUUUUUGGAUGGCUCGCUGUGGCUGACAUAGUUUUACCAAAAAGUUUAAAGUUCAAACCCUCAGCAAUCCUUGAAUAAUUACAAGUUAUUUUAAGUUUGUGUAACAUUACAGUUAGUGAUCUAACUUAUGAAAUGUGUCGAAAUUUACGAAUGAUUGCCAGUCACUCGCAAAGCGACACCAAUUCACGAGUCCGAUUUCUAUGUUAAUUAACUACAAGUUUAAACGAAUAAAAAACACCAAAGAAUUGUUAAAGGCAGUUGUGCGUUAUUAAGAAAUGCAAAAUUACUUCGAAAAUCGCAAUAUCCCGAAAACGUUUGAAAUGGCUCUACAUAAGUAAAGUUCGUUUUUAGAUGUACACAAUGUAUUAUCAUACCCAAAACGUAAGAAAUAUGAAAGUAGACAUAAAAUAACGUCUAAUAACAGUGUUUUAGCAAAGUUUCCCUCUAAAUAUCGCUUACUAAGUAGUGUGAUUGCAAACAUGACGCUUUGUCAACUGCCUACAUUCUGAGCGCAGAUUCCAAAACAGUUUUCCAGUGAGUCCGCCUUUUCUAUUUUUCUGAAGUAAAUGAGAUGGGAUUCAACUAGAAAAGCUGGAUUUUGCUUGAUUUCACCGAUGGAGAUGUCGUAGGAUCAAAAGUUAUCAUAAUUUGACAUGUCAUGAGGCCGUUCGGUGCUAAUAAAUUAAAAUGGAAUCGACAGGUAGGUUGAUCAAUAUGGUUAACAUCAGACUUAAAGUAAAAUUUCAAGUUCGGCAAGAUCUGUUUAUUAAAAUGCUUGCAGACAAAUUACUAUCCUUUCAAUGAAAAGGUCGCUCAGAUGCGUAGCCGGAGUCUAAGACAUGUAUUAGCAUAGGGAAUUGCACGAUAAUCCAACGUCCAUUUUCACCAAAAUUUACUGAUAUUUUACUUGAUAUAAUUGCGUAAACGCAAUUUCUGCACAAGAAAAGGAUAUUUUAUUGAAGGAAGUGGAUGGGCGAACAAAAUGCUCAACGUUAAAGGCGUCCAGAAAUUCUCUCAUUAGUUUCCGUUUUCAGAUUUCAUGAGAUAGGUCACGUACUGUAGUUUCCAUCUGAGCAACUAAAUAACCCAUUGUGUAAGUUUUUAUCCUUUACUAAUAAUAAGAAAGUCCUCCCUAACCAGAAGUAUUUUCAUGCAUAUUAACCACUCGAGUUGCUUUCUUGUGAUCUAACAAAACAGAUAAAGUGCGCACGGAAAAUCCGCCUAUUCUUUACUGGCGACUUGGAUGCAACUAUUAUCAGCUAUCCUCCCUUCCCUGGGAAAGAGAGGCAUCUUCUGAGAGCCCAAAUUGCACGAAUAACCGCCGCCACGCUUAUUUCGCCGAUGAAUUUCUAUCGCUUUGACGAGGAAGAGGAAGAAUCAGACGAUGAGGAGGUGCAUCAUGAACACUUUAUGGAAAAUGAAGAAUACGAACCGCUGACGGUUGCAGAGCUUGCGGAUCCCAGCGUCACCAAUUGGGUUCACCAUGCACCCUAUCUUCUGCCUCAGGGACGCACUAAAUGGUUAGUGCAGGAUGUUACCGUAAUUUUUUUGGGAAACUUUGUUUCUAUAACAAUAAGACUGAAAGAUGUUAUUUGCUUGGAAGAACGUUUAAACCGGUUCCCUUUCUUUAGUUCCUAUUUGCUGCUUAUGUGUUUAUUUUGUUAUGACCGCCAAUUUUGGGUCUAUUUAUCUUCUUACCGUAUAUAACCGAGCAAUCAUACGAUUGUAAUUUUAAUGGUGGCUUGAUACACAUAUUUCAAAAAGGAGCUUAGCUUCAAAUUCUCGCAAGCUCAUGAUCAAAGGUCUGCUUUCUGACACUGUGGACAUCUAAACAAACUCAUACCCUCAGCUGUGAGGUAACUAACUUAACCAGCAGGAUUGCGCAGUAUCCAUUUCAGAACCAGCCUACUUGAAAGAAGAAGAAGAAGCCAGGGAAGAAGGUGCGAUCACUGGAAGAAGUCUGUUGGCAUGACGUUUCGGAUUCCAUUCGAACCAAUCAUCACAGACCCCUACCUGCGAUUGUCUCUGAUGGAGGGCUAGUGUUAGAAUCCGAAACGCCAUUCAAAUAAACUUCCUCUUUCAGUGGUCGCAUCUUCUUCUUCUGAACCGCUUUCUGGAACCCGCCCGUUUGUUUUCAUCGACCAGUUUCUCUGUUUUAAUCAUACUAUCCACCUUGACCCUUUUAAAGGCAGAAACUAGAACGCUUCAGUAGGGAGAUAGUCGUUAAGCAGACUUAGAAUUGUCGGCUUUAAUUUCAGACCGUCGUAUUGAGGCACUGUCCAGAGUUAUGCCGGGCCACAUGUCCGCAUAGAAUUCCAUGCUUCUGAUUCUAAUCAGUGCAUACGUAGGUUACACUAUACACUAUACUUGGCGACGCAGCUGCUAGCUCUCACCAAAUGUACUGUGCAUUAGUUGCUGGCUGCCCGUUGGUUAUGCAUGAAUAUUAAUCUGGUAAGCGGAUGUUUAAUUGCAUCUGGAAGUGAAAACGUUUGCUUUUGAGGGUGAAGCCGAUGCUGACCAUUGCGAGAAACCUUUCCAUUUAAGGUCCCUUGCGCCGGUUAAUUUUCGCAGAAUCCUCCCUAGAGAGGGCUUGCAGAAUCUUCUGGUUGCGAAACCAAUAUGACAUUAGGCUCCGUAAUUGCAGGGCUUUUGACCCCCUUUCCUACAAGGGAGUGAAUAUCGGUAACUUUAAAUAUGGUUUCCAAGUCACCCCAGAUGACCACCGAAUUCAAAUAUGGGUCACGACUUCUGUUUAGUGGAGAGCUGACUCGACUUAGACCAAGAAGUCGCUCAUUUCGUAGGAAUUUUAUAAUUUGGGAAAGAAUGCAACCGAAGACAGUACUACUGUACUUAUGGAUUAACAGUCCAACCGUCGCUAACGACGGUGACCACCGCACGCACGGACGAUGAACUGCGCGCUAGUUAGUUUUUAGUGAUAAUGAGCGUACGCUGCGUCUAUCACACUCUCUUAAGUGGACCGGAGAGGGGAUUGGGCGCAGCAGCUGACAAAACUGGCAGCCCGUCUACGCGUGCCACACAUACGCCGUCCACUCACGAUGGACCGUGUUUUCAGAAAAAAGCAAAGGGGCGGCUCGGACUUCAAUCGGUCGGGAGUUCCGCACAGGUCACAUCGAAAAGAGCCGUUUGAGCCUGACUCUACGUCCUCGACCGUGUUAUUCCGUCAGUGGACAGCCUUGCGAAGCACGACUUUUAACCUAUCGCGAUAGUUUAAAAGCUCGUUGGAAAUACUCCGCUGCGUCGGAGAGUGGUAGAUGUAGAGUUAUUUUGACUGUCUUCUCCUGUGAAUCAUUCGAUUAUCUGAACCGAUCUUAAAGCUGAUGCUGCGGGUAACAGAGGUAAAACGGCCCACCCACACAUACCGGCAGUUAAACUGUCAUUUCCGGCUAGGUCACCGUGUUCGGUAUAUCGGGAUGAGGCAGGCACGGUGACUUGCGCCGCAUCUACCACACUCUCUCCUUCUCCCCCACCUGGACCUCGUGUCAAGACAAACUGAAGAAAACCGGAGGCGGGAGAGGGCGCAGGUGGAUGACACGGGCGAGCUCGCACCCUGGUGCUCCACUCCGCACCCCCUGGUCCACACAACAAACGACCAGGUUUUUGAUCAAAAACAAAAGGGUGGCUGGCACGGCGGAGUCACACUUAAACGUGCCGCCACACUCGGCUCGAAUUCCACGGAGUGGGAGUGCCAUAAAGAACACGUUGGGAAGGCGUCCUCGCAGCCUGAAUUUUAGACCACCAGCCGGCCACUCCACGCAAACGCAAAACACUGGGCCGACUGCAAGGUCCAAGUUAUCCGGUCAGUUGGUAACCUUCAAAGCCACGACUUUUGGCACACCGUCAUAGCUUCGGGCUCUUUAUAUUGUUUAUAGUGAGAAAAAUGCCCUGAGUCGUCCACCUCACCCGUAUUUCCCAUUUCCAGGUCCCAGCCACUGUCCGAGCCGGUCACUUGCGGGAGUGGGCGCGUUGGCAUACAUAG